Durio zibethinus is the source of this 1250-nucleotide messenger RNA. Lineage: Eukaryota; Viridiplantae; Streptophyta; Magnoliopsida; Malvales; Malvaceae. The record is from RefSeq and is a predicted model, not a curated record.
CCAAUUCCUUAAUCCAAUUUUACGACGGCGUUUUCAAGGUCAAGCCAUCAUUUCUGAUCAUUUUCUUGAAUUAAGCGUACAACCCCACUGAAACACACCGCGCCGCCCCUUGCCGAAGAAAGCAAUAGAACGCUCCUUUAUCGCUUCUCCGAUUCCGGGAUAGAUAUGUUGGAAAACAAGGCAAGCCCAACUAUAAACAAAUCCACUGGUUUGCCUCGGAAACGAUUCUACCGAGCGCGAGCACACAGCAAUCCAUUAAGUGACUCCCACUUCCCUGUUCCUCUCUCCCCAAGCCAUGUUGACUACUCACUUCAUUACCCUCAAUUGUUCCCAUCAUCUGAUCAGAUUGAUAGUUCCAGAAAGAUUCAGUUUGUGGAUAUUGGUUGUGGUUUUGGAGGGCUUCUAAUUAGUCUUUCAACUCUUUUCCCUGAAACUCUAAUGAUUGGGAUGGAGCUUAGGGAUAAAGUGACCGAGUAUGUGAAGGAAAGGAUUUCAGGAUUGAGGGUGGCAAAUCCGGGUCAAUACCAGAAUGUGUCUGUUGUUCGGACUAAUUCGAUGAAAUACAUACCCAACUACUUUGAGAAAGGACAGCUUUCAAAGAUGUUUUUCCUAUUCCCGGAUCCUCACUUCAAAGAAAAAAAUCAUCGUCGCAGGGUAAUUAGUCCCCACUUGCUAGAUGAAUAUGCUUAUGCCCUUCAGGUUGGUGGGAUUAUAUACACAAUUACAGAUGUGGAAGAACUUGGAGAAUGGAUGAAGUCUUGUUUAGAGAAUCAUCCCAUGUUUGAAGCCCUCUUAGAGAAGGAGCUUGAAGCAGACCCUGUAGUAAACCUCCUGAGUACUGCAACCGAAGAAGGACAAAAGGUAGCUAGGAAUGGAGGACAAACUUUCCAAGCAGUUUACAGGCGAAUUGCACCAGCUUCAUGAGAGAACAGUUGAUCUGCUCAGGCUUCAUUGAGCCUCAUUGAGCCAAUGGAUCAUUUUUCUGGUUUGGUAAUACUUGUUACGCUAUUAUUAAGGGGGAAAAAAGAAAGAAAAGCAGAGGUAUAGCACAUUUUAGAGUUUUGUAUCUUUAAAUUUUGAGCAUUGUUUUUUUUCUUAUUUUGAUUCUCUUGAACUUAUUGGCAUUUGAAGCCAGAUCUCAUGUUUUAAUCCAGCUAGCAAUUAUCAAGAAAAUUUUGUCCAUUUUAUUCAUUAACCCUUUUGAGAAAAGAAUCAAAAGAUGAAUAAGAGGCUCAAGGCCUUAUUCAAGC